This is a messenger RNA of Anopheles stephensi (Asian malaria mosquito), 2267 nucleotides long. RefSeq lists its product as uncharacterized. The transcript has 3 exons. The record is from RefSeq and is a predicted model, not a curated record. Bases 887 to 1981 code for a protein of 364 amino acids. Gene Ontology annotation, molecular function: lipase activity. Lineage: Eukaryota; Metazoa; Arthropoda; Insecta; Diptera; Culicidae.
GUCCUGUCGAGUGAAGACCAGCGCCGCUAUCGCCUCUACUACCGGUUCCGGAUAGGCCACCGGAGCGCCGUAUAGCUCACUCCAAACUCGUCCAAUUCGGAGUCAGUGAUGUCUAAAAACGGCCUAAAAAUUUAUUUUAAUUUGCAUACUUUCAGGGGCAUGGAAGGGAGGCCUACAACUUCAUCUCCAUAACGCUGGCUCUUAGGGCUUUCGGUAGCACGCGAAGCUAGGCCGGUGUCCACGUGAACCGGCCUAUUGUGACAUCGUGCAAACGAAUAAUCACGUCAAAACAAAUAAACGUUAUGCAUCACGGCAGCAACCGGUUUGAUCAGCUUUGACAGUGAAACACGCCGCCGUGGGCUCGUUUUGGGCUAACGUUUGUUUUGGUCUCUAAACGCACCACACACUCCAUCACCAGUUACCGGUUUUGAUCGGCUCCACACUAUCCUCCGGGAAGAAUUGGGCGAAAAUAAAAAAUAUUCAAGUAUGGGUGAAACUAACCACCCCAGACGAGAGAAAGCUUUCGUCGAUCGUGGAACAGAGCACGAUAAGCAAAUGACGGGGACGUCUGAGCUAUCUACCCAUCUAGCAGAACCAUUCCUCUCCGGCAGGUCACACGGGACAACACACAAACGGCUAAGAAACCAGUCGGAAAGAAGAAGAUCACCAGAUCCAUCAAUCCCCGGGGUUCGGCUCACAAGGGUGUGGCGCUGGUAAAGGUUUUAUCUGUUGCGCCCCGUGAAGUCAACUAAUAUCUUGCCAGGAAACGGCUGCCCAGAAUUUGGGUCAACCUAAAGUGUAUAAAGUCGCGGGCUGGGGCAAUGUUGUGUUUUAGUUUCUUUAGGCACUCCGGAACCAGUGCCCGGAUCGGUCUUUACUUUCGGCGAUGGCUGUCAGAUGGUGCGUACGGUUAGCCCUGCCCGUGGCAGUGGUGCUCCUGCUGCUGGCCGGAGAUCCAGUCAGUGCCGAUCGGUUUCAGGACAACAUCUUCUUCAACUACUACAACUCGUCCGGCAGCCUGGUGCACAUUUACAAUCUGGCCGAGAACAACACGUACGAGUACGAUAAAGAGUGCCACCCGGGGGCAAAGUUUGCCGUGGUCGUGUUCGGGUGGAAGAUUGACUGUGAAAAGUACUUCGUGCAGGAUCUCAUUCGAAAUCUAACCAAAUACCGUGGCGGUUGUGUGAUGUGCAUGAACUACGAUCGUUUUGCUCAGCUGCCAACGUACACGCGGCUUCGCCGUAACUUCAAAGACAUCUACGGCGUGCUGCGCCAGAAGUUGGAAUUUCUGGAGAAGGAAGGUUUCGACCCGAACGAUGGAUAUCUGUACGGGUUCAGCUUCGGAGCUCAGAUGGUACUGGCUGCCGCUAAGGAGUUCGGCACUCGCAAACUGAAGGAUAUUGAUGUCUGUGACAUCGUCGGUACCGGGUUUGACGUGUCGGACGUUAAUGCGCCGAACCACCGGACGGCUGCCAAAAAUGUGCAGUGCAUUCACACCAGCCGGAACUACGGUACACGGCACCGGACCAGCUGCCACCAGGAUUGGAUUAUGGGCGAUUGUGGGAUCAAUCAGCUGGCGGCUCCCCUAUCCCCGUGGGGCUCGCACGGUGUCUGCACACUGCUCUACAAUAGUGCGUUCGAGCAUGAUUUCCUGGCCGGUGCAAAACCCUCCAACUGUACCGGCGAGUCCGAGGUAAAGUCGUGGCCCGAAGGCUUCAAGAUGGGCUACAACGAGCAACGGAAGGCCACCGUGCGGGGUCAACUGUUUUCGCCCACGUUCGACACAUUCCCGUUCAACGUCAAUGUGACGGCUAGCGCGAAUACGACGACAACGACAGCAACGCCUCCCGCCGGUGCGAACGAUGUCGAACCGUUUCCCGGGUUCGAGUUCCGUUCAGCCGCGAACGAAUUGCUGCUAGAGGACGACGAUACGGACGAUGCGGACACAGAUGGGCAGGAAUUCGGUGCGCAAACCGUUUAACGAACCGAAAAACUAAUGCAUUCCACGAUUUGUCGCAAGUACCGCAAGCAUCAUUUGGAGACAGAGCCGAAACGGUGCGCCUGCUGUGUGACUGCAGGGGCUGUGGUGAGCGAUGGGGCGGGAUAAUUUGAGGUGUUUCCAUUAGGAAGCGCCCUCCCGGUGCGGUAGUUUGGGUGUUCAUUGAUUUGCUGUGCUUCAAAUUGUUCGCUGAUUCUCCUUCUAGACCGCAACUACCGGAAGUUAACUUUUUUUUGUUGAAGUUAUCGAACAUUAGGAAGAGUGAGUU